Messenger RNA from Mytilus californianus (California mussel), 3241 nucleotides. RefSeq names its product E3 ubiquitin-protein ligase MARCHF1-like. Lineage: Eukaryota; Metazoa; Mollusca; Bivalvia; Mytilida; Mytilidae. The coding region runs from base 105 to 824 and encodes 239 amino acids. Gene Ontology annotation, molecular function: zinc ion binding. The record is from RefSeq and is a predicted model, not a curated record. The transcript is spliced from 4 exons.
ACGUGAUCAAAAUAGAAUAGACCUUAUUCUGGAAUUCCGAGUGUCGAAUUCAAAAGUUGACAGCUAAAUGUCUUGUUAUAUUGGAAGAUAGCAGCUGAUGCAGAAUGGCUGAAGGUGUAGACCCAAAUUUAGCCCAGGCUGUCAGUUCUACCCUGACUGUUGCCAGUAUACAUACUAUUGGUAGUGCGAACCUGACUCCACAGCUACAGAAGAAGUUUACGUCUCGAGAGAGUUCAAUGACAGGGACAGAUUUACUGCCAAUAUGUCGUAUUUGUCAAAUGCCUGGUGAUGCUCAGGACCCUCUAUUUUCACCGUGUCGUUGUUCAGGGACGCUAGGAUUUAUACAUUUUUCAUGUUUAAAAAGGUGGAUAGAAAUCUCAACAAGAAAAAAAAAGAAGCAGCCGAGGUGUGAACUAUGUCAUUAUCAGUUUCACAGACAUAAAACAUUUAAGUUUAAGAACUGGAGGUUCCCAAGGGUGAACAAUAGAGAUAAAUGUCUACACAUCAUAUUUCUGUUUAAUCUGGUUGUUAUGAUCGGGUGUGCUGUAGCUACAAUUAUGUGCUUUCUAUCUGAUAAAGGACAGAUUACAAAGUUCCCUAAAAACAAGGUCGAGUUAACAACAGAGGAGAUCAUCACAUUAGGGUGUGGAGUGGCAUUCUUUGUGGCCUUUUUCAUUGCAAUGACUGUGGAAAUAAAAGCUAAACACACCGUGUAUAAAUUGUGUAUGAGAUUUAUUAUGCAUAACACAGAAUGGGCUGUGGACUCUUACGAUCGCAACAAAGACCCAGAUAUCAAUAAACCUCCCAAAGCACAGUAUGUUUAAUGUUGCUCAUUCAUCUCUACAGAUCAUAAUAUAUAUUUUAUCACAGUUAUGUCCCUUGACUAGUGUAUCCUUGAUAUUAUGAAUUUUGUACAAAGCUAUUCAUCAAUUUUAUUUAGCUAGCUGUAUGAAUCUAUAAGAAAUUCAUAGUUUACAAAUUAGUAAUUCUGUUUUGUGCAAUAGAAAGCUCCUAUAAGUAUUUUAGUACUGAUUGUGGUGGAAGAAAUAUGUAAACCCAUAUAUUUAAUUUUAACUUUUACUCCAACAUCCCUAUCAGAAGAAAAAAAAAAAAUUAAAUAUGUAUGUAAAAGUAUAACUUGAGCUUUAAAUAUGUUUCAAAAGUCCAUAUUAUAUUUUGCAAUGUUGUAUAUCUAGAUAAUUAUCAAAUGUAAUUGUAUGUUCUCUGUAGGCCUUUUAAUUUGUAAUGUUGAUACACAAUAACAUGAAUUAGAUCAUUAAUUUAAUUAUUCAUCAAAAAGUGACCCGCAUGCAUUUACUCUGUCUGCGUGUCCUAAUCUGACUGCAUAAGACUCCAUACUAAAAAUACAUCACAAAAAGUUAUUCAGGAAAUAUCUACUUCAUCUUUAAAUUACAGCAAGUUUAAUUAUAAGAAAUAAUCUUUUGAUUUUACAAUGAAUACUUGUAAUACUGAAAUGUGAAUAGACCAAUAUAACAGAAAAACAAAGGAUAUGGGGAAUCCAUCCAUGACAAAAAAAUCAGAACAUGCACAACAAAAACACAUAAAAAGCAAAGUAACAGUGCUUUCAUUGCUGUUUUUUUUAUCUCAAAGUCACAGUGAGGCCUACAGCAUAGAGCAAAACAACUCCCAUCUCACUGCAAGUUUAAGAUGGCCCCUAGCACUGGCUUGAGCGGAAUUUUUUGCAAAAAUAAUUGGUAUAGACUUUGUAAGAUGUAACACCACCAAAUCAUAUGUCUGAAUUGGUAUGUAAAUUAUCAGUCUUUAAUGGACACCCCCAAAAAGGUUUUUAGUUUAAAAGUAUUUAUUUUUAUGCUGAUUGUCAUUCAUGAGUAUAAAUGCAUAACUAGAUUUUCAGAAUGCAUUAUUUGUCCAUUUCACUGGAACAUGAUAUAAAUGACCAUAUGUAUAUAUCUUUGGGAUGUUCAAACAUCAUACUGAUUUCUAUUGUCAUGAUUGUAGUAUAUAUUAUAGUUUAUCACAAAUGUAUUAUUUUGGCAAAAAAAUAUUUGAUCAUAAGUUCCCAUCCCUGCCUCAAGUUAUAUUCAACACUUACCAGGGGUUUUUCUAUUUCACACUUUUGCUAUUUGAAUUGGAAUGUUUGAACCUAAAAUUAACAAUAUGUUCAUUACCGUGAUUACCAGCAUGACCAGAAAUGAUUUAAUUAGAAAUCUCCAGCAACUACAUUUUUUCUUUAUGAAACAACUUUUAAAAAAGGUUUAAAGUGUGAUAUGUUUUAAUAAACCCUUUGUUUAAGUGGAGAAAAAAAUCAGAAUGAGGGAUAAGAUAAAUUCUAUAUGUGCCCAAUACAACUCUAAUUCUGUACAGAGAGAGGGGGUAGACAAAGUAGCAUUGUUCAGUUGUAAUUCUGUACAGAGAGAGGGGGUAGACAAAGUAGCAUUGUUCGGUUGUAUCAUUUUACUCGUACUUAUCAUUUGGAUUGUAUGUCAUAUUUUGAGAUGAAUCAGUUUGCAAAUAGUUUUAUAAUGAAUCAGUUAGAACUAUAUGUAGAGAAUAAACCUGAAGGAUAAUUGACCAUUAACUCUGUACACUAUAUCUGUAUGUGGCAGCAAUAACCAUGAUAAGUGGGAAGGGGGGGUGUAAAAGCUAAUAUGAUAACAAAAUUACGAAAAAUGGGCCUGGGGUAAAAGUUUAAGAGAGAGAUAAGAUUGGAGAAUAGGAUGUAGAUGUACAGUUAUGUUAGAAGGAUAUGGUAUACAUGUAUACUUUAUUUAGAAGGAUAUGGUGUACAUGUAUGCUUAUAGAUGUAUGCAUUUGUUAUAAGGUAAUCAAAUGAGAGUUAUGGAUACUGUUUUGGUGUAAGCUACAUUAAAGUGAAUGUUAGAAUUGGUAAAGUGUUAUGUUUGUGUGCUGAAAGCUCCAUGUAUAUCUGUAUACUGCAUAUGUGUGUUAAAUGGACAGAAAAUGAUAGGAAAAAUUCAUAAAAUUGAUAGGACAAAAAGUCAUAAUUAACUAGUUUACAAUUGUUUGAAUAUUUAAAAGAAAAUUCUGAAAAUAAUUUCUUUUCAUAAAGUGAAUAUUUUGUACAUGUAGUUUGGUUUCUAGAUUCCAAGUGCAACUGCUUUAUAAAUCUCAGACACCAUGAAGCUAAUCAAUUAAGAAGACACUUUGACAGCUUGUUUUCUAAAAACAAAAAUUUUUCAUUUAGAAAGUUUUGUAUAUAUAUAUAUAUAUAUAUAUAUAAGUCUAGAGAUUUGCACAA